Messenger RNA from Pyricularia grisea, 1866 nucleotides. RefSeq lists its product as uncharacterized. The transcript is spliced from 2 exons. Lineage: Eukaryota; Fungi; Ascomycota; Sordariomycetes; Magnaporthales; Pyriculariaceae. The record is from RefSeq and is a predicted model, not a curated record. The coding region runs from base 1 to 1866 and encodes 621 amino acids.
AUGAAUUUUCAGCGACCACGUCCAAAUUCUGGGCCUAAUUUCAAUGUGCGUGAUGGAGAGAUCGAGCCUGAUUCUCGUCUUCAAGACGGGUUCAUCAAAAUGCUCUUGGUCCUGCCCAAAUGCAUGCCUGAUGCUAGGGACAGGAAUCACAUUGAGAGGAAGACUGAGCUGAUCCAGAAUCCGAACCUCAAGGCGAGACUUUAUAUGCCCGAGUCAGAAGAAGAACCAGCUUUCGUUUCUAUGGGAGCUACAAGUAAACUAUUCAUGCAGCAAGGCAUUACAACUGCGGUCGAGUAUCUUGGCAGAAGCCAUGAAAGUUUGGCUAUGAUCAAUGGACCGCUUCUUCUCGUGCAGAUUCCUGCCACCGGCCGUGAAAACUUCGUGGUUCGGGAGCAUCCUCUCAAGGUUGACGAUUAUCGACGUAUGGAGAUAACCGCCCUACCACCUACGCAAACUGAGGUCUGGCGAUACUGUCUUGAGUCGCUUUCUUUUGAUACGGCCACAGACAAGUCGGUUACUAAAGAAGACAAGUUGGCUACUGAAGAAGAAGACUUAAUCGACCUUAGCGAUGACAUUCCGCAGACUCAGCAAAAGAACCCAACCGAUAAUCCCGUGAGGCCCCGGCCCGAACCCGAGCCCGAGUCCAAACACGAAAAUGCGAGAUCUGUAGUUCAACAACGCGAGUUUGAGACCUAUGUCGCCAACUUCAAGGAUGACUUUGAGACAGCGGUUGCGCGCCUCAUCUCUGAGCCUGAUGAAAUGCAUAUGCGAGUUCACCUUGGUGCUUUACUUCAUUUUCAAAUCUCGACGAAACUCAAAAAAGGCAGCCUUAGGGACUAUGAGCGCAUGCUUGCAACAGUCAUGGGCAAAGGGAACUUUCAUUUUUCAAAAGACAUAUCUUAUUUGAAUGGCGACGCGCUCGGCUUCUCCCGUAAGGUACAACUGGCUAUUGAAGCCUCUCCCGAGAUCUUUGCUCCCGCCUCCAGUCGUAUCGAUUCGCUAGAGGAUGUGCCUCUCGAAACGACGGUGGUUGUUUUUACGCCGUCUCUCCGCUUUGACAUGAAACUCCAGGGCUUCUCUGGUCGAGAAAACAGCGGCAAGGCGAGUCUGGGGCUUGUUCGACCUAGUAUCUUCAAAAGGGAACUCAAAAACCGCGAAAAGUAUAUCGUGUCCGCCAACCCUGGCGGUGCUUUCGAUUGGGAUUUGGAGGUCCUAAUCCACGAAUCGCAAGACAACUUGGAUGAUAGACUGCGACAGCUUGAUCGUUUUAUGAAGGUCAAAACAGAGCCAGAUGGAACUUACCGUCCAUUUUUCGAAGACAAGCUGGUUCAGAACGCUAUCGGUGUUACUAUUAUCAGCACCAAAUCGGCACGUACCUAUGAAAUAGGGCUGUACCAAGUAGAACUUGCAGUUUACAUCGACUGGGAUCCUCACACUGGAAAGCGACUUUGGCAAUCGUGCGCAAUGUCGUUGUGCAGUGUCGACUGGAAUGAAGUGCUGGAAAGGCGCAACCUUGCGUUGAGCCCGCGCGACUUUGGCGUUUGCAACUCCGCCUUGCUCCCUGUCGGACCUGACGACAAGCUUGAAGACGGUGCUGCAAUAUUGCUGGAAACUGUCAAGAAGCUUCAGAAGUUUCUCAUGGAUCUAGUCUGUGAGCCAAAUGUCGUGGUGGAAAACGAACAAACGAUAGAAACAGAAGACGCUGCAACCGAGAAUGAGACCGCAGAAGAGCCUGUAACUCAACAGGUGCAGACUGCCAAUAAGAAGGCCUCGAAUUCUUUGAGGAUCAUUGACACAAAGCCAGGAACGAAAGCCGGGACCAAAGCCAAAAAGUCGCAGGCAAAGAAGAAGUCAUCUAAGCGGUAG